UUGGCAAAGGAGAAAUGCUCACUAACAAGGAUGUAAAGACAUUUGUGAACAAAAUUACAGAGAAAUAAUAUAUGUGUGCAUAUGGAACAUUUCUGGGAUAUUAUGUUUCAGCUCAUAAAUCAUGGGACCAACACUUUACAUGUUGCGUUUAUAUUUUUGUUCAGUGUAGAUUACAGUAGCCUGCCUACCUACUGUCGAGGCGUGGUCGAGCCAGUCUAUAUAAAUCGUGACGCCUUUAGUCUGGCGCUCCUUCUACUGGUCCCGACUCUGCCACGGCUGUGUUUGUGUGCGCCACCGUAAACCGCUACCCGAGACGCGCCCGGCAUCUUGAAUAAGAAAGUCCCACGAAGAAAAGGCAUAGGCCUACUAGGAACUUUUUAAGAGUAGCAAUAUCGAGUACGUGGACAAUAUAUAGGAAAACGACAUACAGUGAUUUUUGCAGAAUUACAGUUGGUGGUGAUUUGAAGUUCGAAGACAUGAGGAUUCUACGAGUUGCGCUCCUGCUCGUCCAUGCCUUUAUGGUCUCGAGGUUGGUGAGCGGAGCUGUGGUGGACAGGUAUGAGAGUGAGAGGCCACCGCAGCACACAGCAUUUAUCAACCUGUUGGAUGUCCUGAGCGACAGAAGGAUGGAGGGAGGGAGGGAGAAGAGUCAUCACGGCGUGGAGGGUCCAGUGUUGGAGGAUGAGGAGUACUAUGAUUACUACCAUGAAGAUGAAGAAGAUGCCUCAGGGGAAUAUGAGGUGGAAUUACCUCGAGUUGCAUUGUCGACUAAACCUAAAGACCCAUCGGCCAUCUUGGAAGCUGAGGGGAAGAGGAGGCGAGGAAAGGGGAGGAAGAAGGGAAAGGGAAAGAAGAGGAACCCUUGUCUGAAGAAGUAUAAGGACUUCUGUAUCCAUGGCAGCUGUCAUUACCUGAGGGACAUCAAAGCUCCGUCAUGCAUAUGUCGUCCCAGCUACUCUGGGGAGCGGUGUCACCUGUUCACACUGGCUUCAGAGGGGAGGGACGUGGGAGGAUACAGCCGGACCACAGCUCUGGCUGUGGUGGCAGUGGUGUUGUCCUCUGUCUGUCUCACCAUCAUAGGCCUGCUGCUGGUGCUCAGGUUUCACAAGCGAGGAGCGUACGACAUAGAGCAUGAGGAGAAGGUCAAACUGGGAUCAGCACCCAACCAUUGAAGAGCUGGAGAGAAGGGACAGGAUAGAAAUGGAAAUUCUACCUCAAAAUAGAAAAGAAGAAGUGAAAAAAAAGCCAAGAGAGAACGCAGAGAGACCUGGAAGGUAUGGCAGAGAGGGGGACUGGAUGGGCGUGACCUGGACACAUAGCCCCAACCCAUCUCACUGAUGGACAGAUGUGAUUGGGUAGCUCGAUUCUGCGGUAAGCCCUGCAACCUAUCAGGAGAGAGCCUGGCUAAAACUGGAACUCUGAUUGGCUGGGAGAAAAGACUGGAGUGGUGAUGACAAUAUGGAAGCUGAGAUGAAGAGAAGGAACAUUUCUGGGCCCGUAUCCACAAAGUGUCUCGAGGAAGGAGAGCUGCUCUUGGAUCAGUUUUGCCUUUAGAUCAUUGUGAAUAACAUUAUAGUGACAGGCCCUAUAUCAGCACACUCCUAUCAGAGAUGCUUUGUGGAAACGUCCCUGGAUCAGUGCUGCUUCUUGGCUAUGUUAAAAAAAAAGUCUCAGCCUGAAAGGACACCAUCUUCUCUUCAUCUGCCAGAAAUAGAGAGAACCAUGGUCUUUCUUCAACAGGAGUGUUUUUACCAAUCAGCAUUUUGUAUUUUCCUUCAUAUGCUCUUUCUUUGUCGUUUUCUAGUGUACUGUAAAACUGUUAUUUAUACCAUAUAUUUGUCUUUAAAUUUAUUUAUUGAUGUGAUGUUGCUAUAUUUAUGCAGAUAUUUAACUCCUUCCAACCAAAGAUGCACUUCCAGUUUGUAAAGGUUAUCUAUAAGGUCAUCCUUGUGUUUUUAUAUUUAAAUGUUAAAUAAUAUUUAUUGAUGAAAAUGAAGAUAAAAUGAAUAAAAAAUGUACAGUAUAUUUGGAGAAACAGACAUUUGAACGUAAGCGUCCUCUUGGUCUCAUAGAUGUACCUGAUUGCUGACUUUGAUAUCAGCACUCUGUGUACAGGCUGCUGAGAACACACACACCACUGGGAUUAGUUGGUUGCUUGAUUGAUUGAUUCAAUAAACAACAGUGUGGUGUACUAUACCAAUGUACCACUGACAGGUCUCUCUGUGUGUACCCUUAUGACGUGGUUGCAUUGGGUCUUCUGUGUUUGACUCUGUGACAUAGAAGUGAAUUGAAUAGAAUUUACUCUAUUCUAGAAUCCCAAAAUAUAGAAUAUAGGAAAUAUUCUAGAAUGUUUCAUCUAGAAUCCAGUUUAAAUAUUUCUGUAUUACAAUCAGGAUGUGGAAUAGAUCCAACGCAAACAUUGUAGCGAGUGUUGGAAAAUAGAAACAUACACAAGUGGUGUAGUUUUUAUUGUCUUUGAGAAAUUAGUAGGACAUAAAUCUCCAAAAAAUGUUAUCUCCAAUUUCUGUUAUUUAUUUCUGUUACCAUGCCAGUUGUGUUGUCUUGUUUUAGCAUGGUGGGUGUGGUUAGGGAUAUACUAUAGUUACUAUAAUAUGGAUAUGUACUGUAAUAUACACUGAGAUCCAUGCUAAGAUCAUGAUGAAAUGUGAAUUCAUUCAAGUGUUCAGCCUUUUAAAAAAACGAAUAACCCUCCUCUAGAAAAACAUCCUGGACACAACCUGCAGUUUUGAAGUGAUUUCUAGUAAAAAAAAAAUGUUUUUCUUCUCAGAAAAUAAAGUAUUUUUUUCUCUGAA
This is a messenger RNA of Oncorhynchus kisutch (coho salmon), 2813 nucleotides long. Its product is annotated as proheparin-binding EGF-like growth factor. The transcript is spliced from 6 exons. Bases 477 to 1172 code for a protein of 231 amino acids. Gene Ontology annotation, biological process: positive regulation of cell population proliferation; epidermal growth factor receptor signaling pathway. The record is from RefSeq and is a predicted model, not a curated record. NCBI's taxonomy places the organism in Eukaryota, Metazoa, Chordata, Actinopteri, Salmoniformes, Salmonidae. Gene Ontology annotation, molecular function: growth factor activity; epidermal growth factor receptor binding.